Oncorhynchus gorbuscha (pink salmon) is the source of this 2852-nucleotide messenger RNA. RefSeq names its product ubiquitin-associated and SH3 domain-containing protein B-like. Lineage: Eukaryota; Metazoa; Chordata; Actinopteri; Salmoniformes; Salmonidae. The record is from RefSeq and is a predicted model, not a curated record. Gene Ontology annotation, molecular function: protein binding.
AAAUGUGUUAACGUUUUUAGCGAACAAUUGCAAGAAACUCCCAGCAAAAAAAUAGUUUACAUCCUAGUCAGCGCAUUCGACUCCGCGACGUUGAGAGCAAAAGUGACUUCCGACUAGUGACCCCCCCCCUUCUGCAGCGAUGGUUAUGACUUUAUCUGCGUUUCACCAGGAAGCUGCUUAGUUCAUUCUGUGUUCAGAACAUUUUUUCUACAGAACCUCCUGUUCGCUUUAUUACACCCACUAAACGGGAUUGUCGUUCAUGUGUAGCCAAGUCUAGUCUAAUUCCGUUUGAAAAAAACGGAUACUUUGUGUUCAUGUCUGCCGCCGCCUCCAUCUUUCCGGUUUUACUGAAAGUAAGUGAAACCGAGGACUGAAAUACCAAUGGAACGGUGAGAGUUAUGAUGGCAGCUAAAGAAGAGCUUUAUACCAAAGUCACCCCGCGGAGGCAGCGCCAGAAUCGAUCGGGCACUGUAAAACAUGGGUCAAGUCUGGACGUGCUGCUGUCCAUGGGAUUCCCCAAGACCAGGGCGCUAAAAGCUCUGGUGUCUACGGGAGGCAAAAAUGUGCAGGCAGCCUGUGAUUGGUUGUUCUCUCAUGUGGACGACCCAUUUCUGGACGACCCUCUCCCCAGGGAGUAUGUGUUGUACCUGCGCCCCAGCGGCCCCCUGCUCCACCAGCUCAGCACUUUCUGGCAGCAGUCACGGGUCACCUGCGGCAAGAACAAAGCCCACAACAUCUUCCCUCACAUCACCCUCUGCCAGUUCUUCAUGUGUGCGGACGGUAAGGUGGAGGCACUGAGUGAGGCCCUACAGGCUACAGUGGGGUCAUGGAGGGGUCGUUUCCCUAACCCUCUCCCCCUGGAGCUCUACACCUCCUCCAACUUCAUAGGCCUCUUUGUGGAGGAGCAGGUGGCAGAAGUGCUCAAGGACUUUGCCGCUGACUUUGCCACGGAGGCGGCUACUAAAGCAGAUGUGCACGUGGAGCCCCAUAAAAAGCAGCUCCAGACCCUGGCCUACCACUUCCAGACCAAUCACCUGGCUGCCUUGGAGAAGCUGGCCAAGGGAGUGGAUGUGUCGCUGGGCUGCGAUUGGCUGGCUGUGCUCUUCUCCCGGGACAUCCGAUUUGCCAACCACGAGACGCUGCGUGUGAUGUACCCAUACGUGCCCCAGAACGAGGACGAGCUAGAGCUGGCUCCUGGCGACUUUAUCUUCAUGACCCCCGUGGAGCAGAGUAGUGCCAGCGAGGGCUGGGUCUAUGGCACCUCGCUGGGCACUGGGCUACCGGGACUGCUGCCUGAGAACUAUGUCAGGCGGGCAGAUGAGUGUGACACCUGGGUCUUCCAUGGAUCUCACUCUUUCAGCAACCCAGCCUCCCCGUCCAACACUGUGGGUGCAGUGGGCGGCCUGUUAUUUGAUGGACAGCUGGACGGACGUUUUCUUGACGACCCUGGAGAUCCAUCCAGCCUCACUGUCCUCUGUCCACCUGUCCAGAUGCUGAGGCCCACCACUCAGUCAUGUCUUCCCAAGAGGAGUCUGUUUGUGUGUCGCCAUGGUGAGAGGAUGGAUGUAGUGUUUGGGAAACACUGGAUCACUCAGUGCUUUGAUGCUAAAGGCCGAUAUGUUCGCUCCAACCUCAACAUGCCGUCUAGUUUGCCAACGAGAAGUGGAGGCUUCCGAGACUACGACAAAGACUGUCCAAUCACAGUAUUCGGCUCCACUCAGGCCCGCCUUGUGGGUGAAGCCCUGUUGGAGAGCCAAGCGGUGAUAGAUUUUGUGUACUGUUCUCCCUCGCUGCGCUGUGUCCAGACUGCCCACAACAUCCUCAGAGGCCUGCAGCAGGAGGGGAAGACUAAGAUCCGUAUAGAGCCUGGUCUGUUUGAGUGGACCAAGUGGGUGUCUGGCACCUCUCUUCCUGCCUGGAUCCCUCCCACUGACAUGGCUGCUGCUAGCCUGAGUGUGGACACAACUUAUAGACCUCAUAUUCCCAUCAGCAAGCUUGGCGUGUCAGAGUCCUAUGACGCCUACAUCAGCCGGAGCUUCCAGGUCACCAGGGAGAUUUUGACAGAGUGCAAAAACCUGGGAAACACUGUGCUGAUCGUGGCCCAUGCUUCCUCCCUGGAGGCAUGUACUCGCCAGAUGCAGGGCCUCAGCCCACAGAACGCCAAGGACUUUGUACAAGUGGUCAGGAAGAUUCCUUACCUAGGUUUCUGUGCAGCUGAGGAGAUGGGGGAGACAGGGGUGUGGCAGCUGGUGGACCCGCCCAUCCUUCCAUUAACCCACGGGCCCAAUCACAGCUUCAAUUGGAGGGAGACGCUACAGCAGGACUGAGUAAUUCCUGCCCCCACCUUCCUAGCAGCCCAGAGAGACACUGCUGCGCUAAGACGGAUGCAGCCAACGCAAAGCUAACAUUUCCUCUGCUAUCUAACUAGCGCGGUAAAACACACACACACACACAGACACACACACACCGCUAUCAAAACCAGACCAAAAAUGCCCCGCCUUCCAUCGCAUAUGCUGUGUAAACACACUCAUUGAAUGAGUCUAUAUACACUGAGGGUACAAAACAUUAGGAAUGAGUUGAACAGCCUCAAUUCGUUGGGGCGUGGACAUAUUGAAAGCGUUCCACAGGGAUGCUGGCCCAUGUUGAUUCCUAUGCUUCCCACAGUUGUCAAGUUGGCUGGAUGUUCUUUGGCUGGUGGACCAAUUGUUGAUACACACGGCAAACUAUUGAGCAUGAAAAACCCAGCAGCGUUGCAGUUCUUUACACACUCAAACCGGUGCGCCUGGCACUUGCUACCAUACCUCGUUCAAAGGCACUUCAAUAUUUUGUCUUGCCCAUUCACCCUCUGAAUG